UUCCCGGGCAGUAUAAAGUUUGCUGUCUCCUUUGUUCGCCCUCGUUGCGCAGUAGUGCAGUCAGCUUCCCGGUUGUGGGCUCAGGCGUGCGGCUUUCACUCGUGUUGAGCUGCUGGGAAUUCCUUGCCGGCGAGCUCGAAGGAGCUUACGACCGUCGUCACCCCUGCGAUUCACUGGGGUAAAAAAAAUGGUUGAAGCAGAUCGCCCAGGAAAGCUCUUCAUUGGUGGGCUUAAUACAGAAACAAAUGAGAAAGCCCUUGAAGCAGUAUUUGGCAAAUAUGGACGAAUAGUGGAGGUACUCUUGAUGAAAGACCGUGAAACCAACAAAUCAAGAGGUUUUGCUUUUGUCACCUUUGAAAGCCCAGCAGAUGCUAAGGAUGCUGCCAGAGACAUGAAUGGAAAGUCCUUGGAUGGGAAAGCCAUCAAGGUGGAACAGGCUACCAAGCCAUCAUUUGAAAGUGGUAGGCGUGGACCACCUCCACCUCCACGAAGCAGAGGCCCACCAAGAGGUCUUCGGGGAGGAAGAGGAGGAAGUGGAGGAACUCGAGGACCUCCCUCACGUGGAGGGCACAUGGAUGAUGGUGGCUAUUCCAUGAAUUUUAACAUGAGUUCUUCCAGGGGACCGCUUCCAGUAAAAAGAGGACCACCACCACGAAGUGGGGGUCCUCCUCCUAAAAGAUCAGCCCCUUCAGGACCAGUUCGCAGCAGCAGUGGAAUGGGAGGAAGAGCCCCUGUAUCACGUGGAAGAGACAGUUACGGAGGCCCACCUCGGAGGGAGCCCCUGCCUUCUCGCAGAGAUGUUUAUUUGUCCCCAAGAGAUGAUGGAUACUCUACUAAAGACAGCUAUUCAAGCAGAGAUUACCCGAGUUCUCGUGAUACAAGAGAUUAUGCACCACCACCAAGAGACUAUACCUACCGUGAUUAUGGUCAUUCCAGUUCACGUGAUGACUAUCCAUCAAGAGGCUAUAGUGAUAGAGAUGGAUAUGGUCGUGAUCGGGACUAUUCAGAUCAUCCAAGUGGAGGUUCCUACCGAGAUUCCUAUGAGAGUUAUGGUAACUCACGUAGUGCUCCACCUACACGAGGGCCCCCGCCAUCUUAUGGUGGAAGCAGUCGCUAUGAUGAUUACAGCAGCUCACGUGACGGAUAUGGUGGAAGUCGAGACAGUUACUCAAGCAGCCGAAGUGAUCUCUACUCAAGUGGUCGCGAUCGGGUUGGCAGACAAGAAAGAGGGCUUCCUCCUUCUAUGGAAAGGGGGUACCCUCCUCCACGUGAUUCCUACAGCAGUUCAAGCCGCGGAGCACCAAGAGGUGGUGGCCGUGGAGGAAACCGAUCUGAUAGAGGGGGAGGCAGAAGCAGAUACUAGAAACAAACAAAACUUUGGACCAAAAUCCCUGUUCAAAGAAACAAACAAAGUGGAAACUAUUCUGUCAUAACUACCCAAGGACUACUAAAAGGAAAAAUUGUGUUACUUUUUUUUUUAAGUUUCCUGUUAAGUUCCCCCUCCAUAAUUUUUAUGUUCUUGUGAGGAAAAAAGUAAACCAUGUUUAAUUUUAUUUGAUUUUAUGACAUUGCUUUCAACAAGCAAAUGUUAAAUGUGUAAGACUUGACUUGUUGUAUUAGUGUUGUAAUUUUCCAAGUAAAAGUUUCCCUGAAAGGCCACAACCUAUCUGAUUUUUUUUUUUCCCAGUAAAUGAGGCAAGCAAUUCUAAGACCUUCCACAAACAUCUAGCCACCUAGUUAUCCAUUGAUGUCCAUUGAGAAAUGACUCAUUCUACCCAUACCAACAAGCUAGCUAUUAGAGGGUGGUUGGGGUAUGCUACUCUUAGGAUUUCAGGAUUUCUUCAAACUGAAAUCUCAAAUGUUCUCAGUAUGAAAAACCUGAGAUCAGAUGCCUAUGUAAAGAAAGUGCUAUUCACCCAGUAAACCCAAAGAAAGCAAAUGGAUAAUGCUGGCCAUAUUUUGCCUUUCUGACAUUUCCUUGGGAAUCUGCAAGAACCUCCCCUUUCCCCUCCCCCAAUAAGACCAUUUAAGUGUGUGUUAAACAACUACAGAAUACUAAAUAAAAAGUUUGGCCAAAACCAACCAUGAAGCUGCAAACGAUGCUUGCUCUUACUGUUUCAAAUUUUUGCAACUCUGUAGUGUCUCACUUUUAAAGGAACAGCUUGAUUGCAAAGGAGAAAAUAGAUAAGCAAUGAAGUUAUCUCCAACUUCCUAAAGGCUUAUGACUUCUAAAAAGUGAAUCUAUCAGCAUUCCACAUCAGAUAUAAAGCACCAAAUGCCUGUGAAACAGCAAAGAUGGUUGAGGAUUUAUGGUCAGUAUGGUCAUGGAGUGCUGAUGUAUUCAUAGCAGAUAAAGCUGACAGCAAGAGAAAUCAAAUGCUAAGAGUUGUUGAAGCAGAAGAACGCUGAUUGUCGAUAAGUCACAACAGUCGCAUAAGCAGUGCCCAUCACAUCACAGUUGGUUUGGUGCAGGCAAUAGAUUUUGCCUUCUAGGGUUCUUGUGGAUCUGAAGAAGGCAUCAGUGUUAACACUCUUAACUAGGGCAUGGUAGUUACUUAAAAUAAGUAAUUGGCCAAGUGGAGAAAGGGAAACAGUUAAGGAAAUUGGUAAGUGGAGAGGCAGUCAGGAAGUUCUUGUACUUGAUGUAGAUUUUACAGCUUUGGCUUUCAUUUUCUUAAAGUCAUGGGAGGCAAGUCUGCAAUUUAGAACUUAACACUGAAUAUCAGAAAGCUGAAUUAGAAAAAUGAUAGGCAUAAAGCAAGUGAAACAUUUUUUUGGUGUUAGCUUAUCCAAAAGCAGCAUUUAGUUGUUAAAAACUAACAUUCAGAAAGAUAGAACUGGCAACAGUGCUGAGAUUAUCUCAUGCACACUUGAAACUGGAAACAAUUGAGCUUGGCUUUUUACUGUGUUGUUUCAUAAGCCUACUUUACCCCAGCUCCCAGUCAUGGAAAUAAAUCAUGACACAACUUUGUUAGUUUAUUGCUUUGGAGGUUAUAACCAACGAUAUAAUUACUAAUGUUCUCAUGAGGGAACAAAUUUGAGUUGGUGGGUUAGAGGAGCCAACUCGACUUCUGAAUUGUUUUUGGCAUAGUAGUUACAGCACUACUAUCAGGUUUAGCACUUACAAAAAAUUGUAGAAAAAUAAUUCCAAAACUUUAACCCUCAUCUGACACGCUUUCUAAUCACAGGCCAUGGGGACAUGACUAAAUUUAAAUAGUUGCCCUUACAUAGCUAUCUUAGCUCAAUCCUUCCCUAACCUGAUUACUUAAUACUUUUGAGAGGACUGUUUGGUUCUCAGGAUUUUUAGAUUCAUGAAAAUAGUGUAGAAUAUAGAGAUUAAUUGUAGAUAUCAGUACUAACUUCAUAACUUAAGGAGUAUGUUUAUAAGUGACUAGACAGACACACCUGUUUGACAAAUCAACCCAGCAGGUUUGAUUCUCUCACUGGAAAAAACCUGGUAUUGGUUCUUCUGGUUGUAUACUGUUUGUAAAAAAAAAAAAAAUGGAAUGAUAAAAAUGUUUUCCUUGUUUAACUGGUAGUUGCAAAUAAAUCAUAGGUAUUCAUAGAUCACUUUUUGGAAUGUUUUGUAUUGAAACAAUAAAAUUUUAACCUGCA
This is a messenger RNA of Oryctolagus cuniculus (rabbit), 3615 nucleotides long. RefSeq names its product RNA binding motif protein X-linked (gene RBMX). The record is from RefSeq and is a predicted model, not a curated record. Gene Ontology annotation, molecular function: RNA binding. Lineage: Eukaryota; Metazoa; Chordata; Mammalia; Lagomorpha; Leporidae.